Prunus avium (sweet cherry) is the source of this 1008-nucleotide messenger RNA. It is a transcript of the gene GB1, whose product is annotated as GTP-binding protein 1. Gene Ontology annotation, cellular component: Golgi apparatus. Gene Ontology annotation, biological process: intracellular protein transport; protein localization to Golgi apparatus; Golgi to plasma membrane protein transport. Gene Ontology annotation, molecular function: GTP binding; GTPase activity. Lineage: Eukaryota; Viridiplantae; Streptophyta; Magnoliopsida; Rosales; Rosaceae. The record is from RefSeq and is a predicted model, not a curated record.
ACAUAUUAAUAUGGAAAAAAAUUUGGGAAGGAAAAAUAGAAAGAGAGUUUUGUAGCUUAAGAAGCUGUUCUUGGGGGCCCAAUAGCUACACGGAGUAGCAGGAGUUCUUGAUAACAGUGAAGACAUCGCCUGCAUCCCACAAGAGUGGUAAAAUUCACAAGGUUGAGGAAGAUCAAGUUUGAUAAUGAAAUUCUUUCGGUAGGGAUAAAAUAGUAAAGAGAUCAAGGGCAGAGAUGUUUUCGUUGUUUUAUGGACUCUGGAAAUAUAUGUUCAGUAAGACAGAGUUUCAUGUACUCAUUCUUGGAAUCGACAAGGCUGGGAAAACGACUUUGCUCGAGAAGUUGAAAUCACUUUACUCAAACUUGGAAGGUCUCCCUCCUGAUCGAAUUGUUCCAACUGUGGGACUUAAUAUUGGUCGUAUUGAAGCAUCAAAUACCAAACUUGUGUUCUGGGAUCUGGGAGGUCAGCCUGGUCUUCGCUCAAUCUGGGAAAAAUAUUAUGAAGAAGCACAUGCCGUAGUCUAUGUAAUUGAUGCCACUUGUCCCGCACGUUUUGAAGAUUCAAAAUCUGCAUUGGAAAAAGUUCUUCGGCAUGAGGAUUUGCAAGGAGCUCCUCUGUUGAUUUUGGCCAACAAGCAGGAUCUUGCUGAUAGUGUAUCAGCCGAGGAACUUGCUCGAUAUCUAGAUCUUAAAAAGUUGGAUGAAAGGGUUUAUAUGUUUGAAGCCGUUUCAGCAUAUGAUGGGAUGGGGAUUAAAGAAAGUGUGGAGUGGUUGGUGGAGGUAAUGGAGAGAAGCAAGAGAACUGAAAUGUUGAGAGCCCGUGCAGGAGCAACAGGCCCUGCUUCCAACUAGAAUGUCAUGUAUCAAAUCAACAACCGAUAUGGCAGUUGGGUUGCCCUGCUUCUUUCUGUAACAGUUGUGUAAAUAAAUCAGGCUUUUUGAAUUCAUUCUGAUUAUUUAUUAUUAUUACAUGAUUCUAUGUCAAAGAUCAAAGUUUUCACAUGUCUUC